AAAUCUCAGAGGGUUCCGGAGAAGGGCUUGGCGGCCUCAAAACCCUUAACAAGAGGUCUCUUUCUUCUAACAAAAGCUAGUUUUUUUCUCCUCUCGUGUGUCUGCAGGCUCGUGUCUAGUCCCCUCACAAUCCCUUAAGCUGCCUCGUCGUUGCAACUGCUAGAAGUGUUUCCAUUUGCUGUAGCAAUGAGCUCUGAGGCUGUGAACCCUAAGGCGUACCCGCUCGCUGACGCGCAGCUGACGAUCACGAUCACUGAUAUUGUGCAGCAAGCUGCGAAUUACAAGCAGCUCAAGAAGGGAGCCAAUGAGGCCACGAAGACGUUGAAUCGUGGCAUUGCGGAGUUUGUGGUAAUGGCGGCCGACACCGAACCCCUGGAAAUCUUGCUGCAUUUGCCAUUGCUGGCGGAGGACAAGAAUGUUCCGUAUGUGUUCGUGCCGUCGAAACAAGCGCUUGGGAGGGCGUGUGGCGUUUCGCGCCCGGUGAUCGCGUGCUCCGUGACGACGAACGAGGGGAGCCAGCUGAAGAUGCAGAUUCAACAGCUGAAGGAUGCGAUUGAGAAGUUGCUGAUUUGAGGUGGAGAAGACGAAUAGAAGUCCAGGAGAGAGACCACAGCCGGAUAGAGACUUGAGUCUAUGAUGCCUGGAUCACGGUGGCCGUUUGCACGAGGUAGCAGUAGUACAUUGUACAACUUCGGAUAUUAUGAUUAAGUUGCUCUUUUGCCUCUCCACAGUAUGCAUUACGGAACCGGGUAGCUGCUAGGGGUUAUAAGGACUUUGCGAUCUGAGAAGUGAGGAAGCAUUAGAAACUGGGUUAUUGUAUUCUUACCUUUGUGUAUUCGUAGACGAAGUAAAAGAAGUACAUAGAAAGUUAAUGAAAGGUGGUGGAUUAUCUAUACAAUGACUGCCUACGAAUUGUGCCAAUUACCAUGCGCCUGUUUUCCAACUUUUUCUUUCGAUCAAUUGUGGAGCUCACACGCUUCCAGCCGCCGCCA
Physcomitrium patens is the source of this 992-nucleotide messenger RNA. RefSeq lists its product as uncharacterized. Lineage: Eukaryota; Viridiplantae; Streptophyta; Bryopsida; Funariales; Funariaceae. The record is from RefSeq and is a predicted model, not a curated record. Gene Ontology annotation, biological process: ribosome biogenesis. Gene Ontology annotation, molecular function: RNA binding. Gene Ontology annotation, cellular component: nucleolus; ribonucleoprotein complex.